Molecule: messenger RNA, 943 nt
Organism: Spinacia oleracea (spinach)
Lineage: Eukaryota; Viridiplantae; Streptophyta; Magnoliopsida; Caryophyllales; Amaranthaceae
Exons: 3
Coding region: 127-735 (202 amino acids)
Source: RefSeq, a predicted model, not a curated record
CCCCCCUGAGGAGUGAAGAACCCAACCCACCCAUGAUCCACGACCAACCCAUCUGAAAAACUUGAACAAGAGAUCUUACAAAAGCUAGGACAAUUGCCCAAAGCUGGGAGAAACGAAGCAAAAGCCAUGACCCAACUUCUAAACCUUAGCCUUCCCAGCAAAACCCCAGCUUUACCUUCACAUAUUUCCUCAACACCAACUUCUUCAUCCCGCCAUCAAACUUUUGCUGCUUUGAGUCGCCAAUUGCGUUGCAAUGGAAGAUUUUCUUGCCUUUUCUCAGAUAAUCGUAAACAGGAUCAAGCUAGGAAAGCCUUAGAAAGUGCACUUGGUGGAAACAAGGAAAAAUUCGAGAAAUGGGACCAAGAAAUUAAGAAGAGAGAAGAAGUUGGCGGAGGAGGAGGUAAUGGCGGUGGUGGAGGAUGGUUUGGUUGGGGUGGACGAUUUGGGUGGUGGAAUGAUGAUAACUUUUGGCAAGAAGCACAACAAGGUAGUCUUGCUGUAUUGGGUCUCCUCGUUUUGUACCUUGUAGCUGCCAAAGGAGACCAAUUGCUGGCUGUAAUCGUCAAUCCCCUUCUAUUUGGCUUGCGAAGUACAAGAAACAGCCUCAGUUAUGUUACAUCAUUGAUUACUGGAAAAGUAUACAUGGGCAAUGAUGCACAGUACGAAGAAAUGAAACUCGAGGCGGCCCAAAGUAGUGCUAAAGAGAAUGUUAUGAAGAAAUGGGGUUCUGAUUGACGAUUUUGCUUUUCAAGGAGAGAGCAAGUAGAUGUGUACAAUCGUUUCGGAGCGUAAUCUUGCAUGCCAUGAAGUGUCUGUAUUACAUACAGUAUAUGCAUGCCAUUUUUUUUUUGUUAUAGGAGAUUAUGGACCUUCUUUAUUAACAUAAUUUUAAUACAGGGGUAAGGAUAAUGGGGCUCCAUCUAUUAUGCCCUGGUCUUAAGAA